Symbiodinium sp. CCMP2592 is the source of this 2502-nucleotide messenger RNA. NCBI's taxonomy places the organism in Eukaryota, Dinophyceae, Suessiales, Symbiodiniaceae. The record is from the annotation of a GenBank genome assembly.
AUGUCGUUCAACUAUGAUGCCGGGUACGGCGAAAAAGAUGUAAUCGGAAUGUUCGACUCCAUCGCUCCAAACUGGCGGAAGUCAACCGGUGAUGUGGCAGGGCUGGAGACUGGCCGACUCUACGAGGCACUGAAGCGCAUGUACGAGGAGUGGAAAGCGUUGGAAGACUUCGAGGUCCUGGACAGGAACUUCCAAGCACUACUGGCGCUUGCGGCAGCAACAUCAUGGUUCACGAAGGAGCAGCUGGAUGAUAUUGACACCUGGCUAGGCGAGGUGGCUGAUUGCGGAGAAGCAGAGGAUUGGAUGCAGCACUUCCCGGAGGAGGAGCUGCGAGAAGUCGUGCUCGAGAAGCUCAGGGCAAGAGAAGCGCAGGUGGUCUUCGACACUGUCGCCAAAGCGAUCUCCGUGGAGUACGAAGGUGGCAAUUUCGGCACUGGCCGCCAUGAUGGUAGCAUCCAGCUGAACGAUGACGGACUGACGAUCCGGGACUCCCGGGAGCCCGGCAAGUCGAUGGUCUUCCUGGGCGACCUCCCAGAGGAUCCUGCGCAAUUGGGCAAAGCACUGGGCAGCAGGAACUGGGACGAGCACUGGGACGAGGACUGCACGGCUGAUCGGCGGCCAAUCCUCCCAGAGGAAGCAGCAGCUUUCUUCCAUGCCAUUGAUGCCCGCGAUGCUGCUGGGUUUGGCAUCCGCAAACUUGCAACUCUGGACAUAGACGGCCUCCACGAGGCCCCCGCAUGCAUCAGCUGGGAACGCAGCAUCAGCCUUAUCUAUUAUGCAGCCUGGCGAAAGCGUGAUCACUUCGUCAAUGCUCUACUUCACGCGCGGGCAAAUCCGUCUGUGCGGGAUGAAGGCCUGUCCAGCUCAAAGCCGGCCGGCGAGGACGCGGCACGUCAGAUCGUGGAUUCCCUCCGCCGCUCGGCCUGGUGCGAACAUGGUAUGGAAUCGGCAGCCGUGGCCUCAGAUGCGUCAUCGCUCGGAGCAACCACCGAAGUCUGGCUAAUGCGGGCACUCGUGCAGCUGCGCUUCCGUGGGCGACGAGUAGAGUCCACGAGACACUGCGAGGUUGCGAAGCAUGCCUUUGGCAGCGAGCAGCACGCAUCGCCAGCUGCCGAGGUGCCGGCCCUGGUGUCGGAGGCGAAGAGCGGCUACGCUCAAAGCGCGAGCGCACCGGAGAAGAAGGAGGAUUGGAACUGUUCCCAUUGUGGUUAUGUGAACUUUGCAAGACGCCAGACAUGCCGAAACUGCGAUUCGCUUCGGAAUGGCGCUCUGGAAAAUGGAGAUGUUCCGGCAGCGGAUGAGCGCUCAUCCUGCGCCGUGGACGAGGAACAGACGUUGCUGAAGCGUUGGGAAGCCUGGGCCGCCUCCACAAGACGGGAGGCCAUGCUGGAGCAGUUCCUGACACUCCCAGAGGCUGAGGCCCCCGAGGCGGCUCCCAAGGUCUUGAAAGCUCCGAGGUUCCAGGCCCAGCAUCCACGGGAGGCGGCCUCAGCGCACCUGGGUGCUACGCAGCAGGAGCGCACCGCAGAACUGCACAAGGCAGCGGCAGCAGGGGACACGCUCCGUUUGCUCGCUCUCUUCGAGGCCGGAGUAGACGUGGACGCUGUGAACGAGUACGGCCAGUCGCCAGUCUUCCUGGCAGCGUAUCACGAUGCGGCGGAGGUAAUCUCGCUGCUGGUAUGGGCCGGUGCAGACAUUGACCGGCCGGCAAACGGAGGCACGUCUGCCUGGGCCUGCGCUGCUGCCAUUGGACAUGAAGGUGCUGCACGCGCCCUGGUGGAGGCCGGCGCAAGGAGGGUCCCUGUGCAGCGCUCUGCCGUGGUUGGCGCAGAGCCGGACCCGUCCUUCCAGUGGCUCAUCACGCUCGACUCGGACGCCGCCGGGGCAGGAAGUUGCAUCCUGGACGAUACCUUGGCUGACGACUUCCUAUGCCAGGUGGACCACCUUUUCGCAAGCUUGCCUGUGGCGGCGCGCACGAAAAGCUGCUCCUCCGACCGUAGCUACUACUGCGACUCGGAAGGAUGGAUACAGGAAGCAUUUCAGCGUGCUUUCCUUGCCGCCCAAGACAAGCACCGAGAGCUGGUGGAUCUUCAGCUGGAGGUUACAAUGCCUCAUAUGCGCUUCCUGCACUACGCAGAUGUGGGAGGUGGUCUGCCACCGCACCUCGACCUUGUGCGAACUGACGAGAAGGGAAGACGAUCCACUCACACCUUCAUCCUGUACUUAAGCGACUGCUCUGGUGGCGGCGGCGAGACUGUGCUCCUCCAUCGCAUGGAGGAUAAUGCCAAGGCUGUUCUUGCUGCCGUCGAACCUCGCAGAGGGCGGUUGCUGCUGUUUCCCCACCUUUGCCCGCACCUCGCGCGGCCCACGGUGGUGGUCCCGAAGCUCCUGCUCCGUGGCGAAGUCCGGCUCUGCGCGGCUCAGCAAGGUAAAAAGAUGCCCGCAUGGUACCCUCGUCUGCACGUCUUGAUGUUCGGCACUAGAUUCCGACAGCAUGUCUAA